AUGCAAGGAUUUGGUCCAUCUCCAAGUGUGGGAAUGUCUGCAACUCCGUUCUAUGACAUGGGAAUUUUAGGAAAUGGACAAAUUGUCGGACUCGCAGAUUCUGGAAUUGAUUGGGACAAUUGUUUAUUUAGAGAUGCAAACAAUCCCAUUGUGAAAACCAACAGUAUCAACAUGAAUCAUCGAUGGACAAGACGGAGUGGAAGGGCAUGGAACUCACGUAGCAGUCCUGUGCAAAGUGUGACAGACGACACUUGUCGAGCUUUGUUUGGAAGCGAGAAUUGUUGCUCUAUUUAUAAUCAACAUACUUCUGAAUGUCAAGAUGUGGAUCAAACAUUGUGGGAUUAUCAAGAUAGCGUCAUUCUUUUUGCACAGGGAAAUUCAGGAACAAUGUCUUCGAAAGGAAAUGUUGGAUCUCCUGCAACUGCAAAGAAUUCAAUUGCUGUGGGUGCAAGUAUGACUUCAAAUUCUGCAUUCCAGGAAUCAGUGUAUUAUGAAGAUUUUAAAAGCAUCAUUCAAUAUGCUAACUUUUCAUUCUCAACUCCUGAUGAAUGUUGCGUCUAUACUGGAAGAAAUCAAGAGGUUAUUCUUUUUUUUUGA
Messenger RNA from Naegleria fowleri, 597 nucleotides. RefSeq lists its product as uncharacterized. Bases 1 to 597 code for a protein of 198 amino acids. The record is from RefSeq and is a predicted model, not a curated record. The transcript is spliced from 3 exons. Gene Ontology annotation, biological process: proteolysis. Lineage: Eukaryota; Heterolobosea; Eutetramitea; Acrasida; Naegleriidae. Gene Ontology annotation, molecular function: serine-type endopeptidase activity.